AGUCAAAGCUGUUGAUACGGGCAGACCAGAACGUCAUACACUGAGCAGCACACAGGGUGGCCGUUUGCAAGACUCUCUAAGACUCUCUACAAAUACAGUAAACCAUUGAAUCGUUAAUCAUGUUGGCAGUUUGUCUCCUCGCUUUCAUCGCGAUGUCGAUUACCGCAGUCCCGGCCACGACCCCGACCACGACCCCACAGCCUCCUGAUGGAAUUCCCCAAUGUGCAAUCUACGAGUGCCCCGUCUAUACUACAUUAGAAGAAAUUGGUUCAGAUAUGUGGAAGAGACGGGUAGAACCAAGUGUAUGGGUGCAUAAGGUCGCUCCAACCUGCGACCGAACUGAAGCAAUAGGUUUAGUCAUAGGUGACCUCGAUGCCUACCUUGUAGACAACAACAUAAAUGAGUCAACACCAAUCAUUUUGAAAGUCGCGGAAAACAUACCCGGGCCAAAUUCUUCGUGUACCGGCCAAUCAGGAUCUUUCCCGUGCUGUGACCAAAUCUACGAACUUUUCCACUUCAUCCCUGUAGCUUCGCAAGAAACCGCCCCAAUCCCAUCACAGGACUCUGGGAUUCAGCUACUGCACUUCGAUGCUUUUGAGCUCUACGGCAUCACCUUUCUUGGGCCCAAUCACAAUGCGGUGGAGCAAUACGAACAGCUUCGUGAAUACCUCGACGAGCAGGGCAUUUUAUACUAUGGAACCUUUUAUUAUAUUGCAAUUUAUGACUUUCCAUCGGACCCUCAGCCUCAUCGUACUGAAAUCCUGAUUUCUAUUUAGAAACCCAGAAGGAAUGAUAAUAAUGAAGGCACCGAUAACCCAAACGACAGCCAAGAAAACCAAUCAUAUCGCAGUGGGCGUGGUGGUCGUCAAAGACCACACUGAUCUCAUUCCGUUUUGAGCUGGUCGGCAAACGACUCCAACCAAGAUUUUAAUGAUUUUAUGCCAUUUCAUUUCAU
Molecule: messenger RNA, 955 nt
Organism: Strongylocentrotus purpuratus (purple sea urchin)
Lineage: Eukaryota; Metazoa; Echinodermata; Echinoidea; Camarodonta; Strongylocentrotidae
Exons: 6
Coding region: 120-776 (218 amino acids)
Source: RefSeq, a predicted model, not a curated record